Drosophila teissieri is the source of this 1376-nucleotide messenger RNA. RefSeq names its product RNA-binding protein 25. Bases 62 to 1291 code for a protein of 409 amino acids. The record is from RefSeq and is a predicted model, not a curated record. Lineage: Eukaryota; Metazoa; Arthropoda; Insecta; Diptera; Drosophilidae. The transcript has 2 exons.
UAGUUUUAAACAGAUCUUAAAGCAGCAGCCUGCGUAAGCUCCCUCAAAUUCCGUACUCAAAAUGAAUAUAUUUCCACCAUAUACCGUGCUCCUGAUUAUCGUCCGCAUAAUGAGUGUCCAUGCGAUGAGCUUCGAACUGCCCUACUACGGAUACAACUCCUACUUGGACGGCUAUCUGGACAACGCCAACGAUGAUAUAUUCCCCGACGAGCACAACUGCGAUGCGGAUGGCAGUGCGCCGGCCACCAUGGAGCCACCGCCACUUCUGGGAUGCACAACACGAUCGUCGUACCCAUCUGGAUAUGAAAACAGGGACAAAUGCGACAGGGAUCGAGAUCGAGAAAAAGAUAGAGAUCGCGAUAGGGAUAGGGAUGGGGAUCGAGAACGGGAUUGGGACAGGAAUAGGUAUGGGGAUAGAGAAAGAGACGGAAACAGGGACAGAGACAGAGAAAGGGAUCGGGACAACGACAGGAAUAGAGAUAGGAAUAACUAUGACGCCAGUGACAGCGAUUUAAACAAGUCGCGGCUGAAGGCCACCCACAUUGCCCAAAAUGCCGCCCAGGUGGCCAAGGCCGCCAACGAUGCACAGGCGGCGGCCGCCAUGGAUGCAUCGCGGCAGGUGAAGAUGCAGCUGGCCGAUAAGGCCAUCUGUGCCGCCCGUGCCGCCGAUGCCGUGCUCGAGGGUAAGCUGGCCAUAGUGGAUAACUAUGCCAGGGAGAUCCGGGAGGCCGAGGCGGUGGUGGAGCAGGUGAGCUCCUCGCUGGAGAUCAGUGAGACGAACGUGGAUGCCGCCUGUGCCGUGGCCAAAGCAGCGGAGCUUCAAGCCGCAUCAUUCAGGGCCCUGGUGGAGCAGACGAGGGGCACUUUGUCGGACCUGGACGGCCUAAUCGAGCAGUCGAACGGGGAUCUCGAGGAGAAGAGCCAAAUGCUGGCAGCGGCGAAGGCGCGUGGUGACCGACUGGCCCGACAGGUGGCGCAAGCCAGGUCGGAGUACGAGCAGGUGAGGGAGGCGGCCUGUCGUGCCGCAUCCGCCGCCGUGGAGGCCAAGCAAAAGGUCACCUCCGGCAUUUUGCUGCCCAUGCCCACGGCGGGCCCCGUCCCAAGGCCCCAAGAUGGGUGUGGCCACGCCCUCGAUAGCAACACAUGCAACGCCCUCCUGGAACUCUACAGGCAGCGCCGACGGCAACAACAGCGAAUGCGGCGGGAAAAGCUGCUAAAGGGGGUGGAUCGCUAUCGAGAAGCUUCCCUGUACGGGGAUCACCCGUUCUAUCCAAUGCGCUCCCUGUAUUGAUGGGAGAUGUCUGCUACAUCUACAAUUCUGUUUUUAUAAUCGUUGCGAAUUAAAUGCUCUAUUUAGAUAAGAGUUACGAGUUUCA